UCCUGCUCUCAGCUCGGACACCUUCACACAAACACAGCAGAGACGAACAGACAUGGCAGAAGAAGCUCCAGCAGCCGCCCCGGCCAAAGCCCCGGCCAAGGCCCCGAAGAAGAAGUCGGCUCCCCGUCCCAAGAAGGAUGGACCCACCCUCCCGAAGCUGAUCAUCAGCGCCGUGACCGAGUCCAAGGAGCGCAAGGGGCUGUCACUGGCGGGGCUGAAGAAGGUCCUGGCUGGCAAAGGCGUCGAUGUGGCCAAAGCCAACAAGCGCAUCAACACCGCCGUGACCAAGCUGGUGACCAAAGGCACCCUGACCCAGACCUCCGGGACCGGCGCCUCCGGGUCCUUCAAGCUCGCCAAGAAGGAGACCAAAGCCGCCAAACCCGCGAAGAAAGUGGUGAAGAAGAAGGCCCCCGUUAAAGCCAAGAAGCCCGCAGCGAAGAAAACCGCCGCCAAGAAAGCGACACCCAAGAAAGUGGCGCCCAAAAAGUCCCCGAAGAAGGCCCCGGCCAAGAAAGCUGCCAAGAAGGCGCCGGUGAAGAAGAGUCCCAAGAAGGCUCCCGCCAAGAAGGUGGUGAAGAAGACCGCUCCGAAGAAGAGUCCGGCCAAGAAAGCUCCGGCAAAGAAAGCAGCUCCCAAGAAGACCAAGAAGUAAAGCGGUUCAGUCCUGCACUCAGUGCACCAACGGCUCUUUUAAGAGCCACCACAGCUUCUACUGAACUGCAGCUCCUACAUGCUUCACUGCUUACACUUUAUACAACCGCAGGUUAUUAUUUAUUAGAGCUUCAGUCAUAUUCACAGCUGUUGUUAUCGGCUCAAUAUGUGGUUAUAAUUAUUGUCCUGUUUUACAGUUUAGUCAUCAAGUAUCAGAAUAAUGUUGAUGAGAAGAAUCUUCAGUCACUCUACAAAUAACAUGAAGUUCAUUUAUUUAAGAUGAAUUAUUCUUCUGUAGCACUCCUCCCAAAUUAGGAUUUCAGUUUUAUAUAUAACUUUUAUAUUAUAGAAUAUAUUUUUGUUAAGGUGCUUUUUUUUUUCAUGUUUUCUAAACAUUUACUUUACACAACUAUUUUAAAUGGUCAGAAUGAAAUAAAAUACAAAAAUGUACGGUUUGUUGUUAACCUGCUGUACUUUCGAGAUUCUUUUACAUAUAAAUAUAUUUAUGUAUUUCUAUAUUUAUAGUAGUUGUACGUUUAUUACUUUUGUAACUUUUUUUUUAACAUAUUUUAUCUAAAAAGGUUAUUUUCAGGGGCGGAUCUAGAGGAGUUGGGUCGGGGGGGCCACUGCCCUAAAGUGUCUGGACACCCCAGUUUGGUGUCAGAUUGAAGACGUCAUUAAACUUAACGUCCAACAUCAUUAACAGGUCAUUAAAUGUGUCAAUGGAUGUUUUUUAACACUUUUAUUGAAUUUGAAAUUGAAUAUAUUGAAAAAUAAAAAUUAAUUGAUAUGUCUGCUCCUUACAGUCAACAUAUCUUCCUCUGAAUGUUAUUUUACAGACCUCAAUUAUUUAUUGUUACAAUAAAAAGCACAUUUUGAUCAUUA
Molecule: messenger RNA, 1536 nt
Organism: Morone saxatilis (striped sea-bass)
Lineage: Eukaryota; Metazoa; Chordata; Actinopteri; Moronidae
Product: histone H1-like
Exons: 1
Coding region: 53-652 (199 amino acids)
Biological process (GO): nucleosome assembly
Cellular component (GO): nucleosome
Molecular function (GO): structural constituent of chromatin; DNA binding
Source: RefSeq, a predicted model, not a curated record